GUCGACGGAGCUCUGGAGAAGGGAGGAACUUCCUGUCCCGCGCGCGCACAACUUCCGGCAGAGCCGGAAGACCCUCUCUUUCGCUGUUUGAGAGGCUCCCGGCUCAAGGACCGGGAGGUGAGAGGUUUGGGAGUGUUCCGACGACUCCGGGGUGUCUGGUCCACGACCUAUCCUAGGCGCCAUGGGUGUGAUAGGUAUACAGCUGGUUGUUACCAUGGUGAUGGCCAGUGUCAUGCAGAAGAUUAUACCUCACUAUUCUCUUGCUCGAUGGCUACUCUGUAAUGGCAGUUUGAGGUGGUAUCAACAUCCUACAGAAGAAGAAUUAAGAAUUCUUGCAGGGAAACAGCAAAAAGGGAAAAGCAAAAAAGAUAGGAAAUAUAAUGGUCACAUUGAAAGUAAGCCAUUAACCAUUCCAAAGGAUAUUGACCUUCAUCUAGAAACAAAAUCAGUUACAGAAGUGGAUACUUUAGCAUUGCAUUACUUUCCAGAAUACCAAUGGCUGGUGGAUUUCACAGUGGCUGCUACAGUUGUGUAUCUGGUAACUGAAGUCUACUACAAUUUUAUGAAGCCUACACAGGAAAUGAAUAUCAGCUUAGUCUGGUGCCUGCUUGUUUUGUCUUUUGCAAUCAAAGUUCUAUUUUCAUUAACUACACACUAUUUUAAAGUAGAAGAUGGUGGUGAAAGAUCUGUUUGUGUCACCUUUGGAUUUUUUUUCUUUGUCAAAGCAAUGGCAGUAUUGAUUGUAACAGAAAAUUAUCUGGAAUUUGGACUUGAAACAGGGUUUACAAAUUUUUCAGACAGUGCGAUGCAGUUUCUUGAAAAGCAGGGUUUAGAAUCUCAGAGUCCUGUUUCAAAACUUACUUUCAAAUUUUUCCUGGCUAUUUUCUGUUCACUCAUUGGGGCUUUUUUGACAUUUCCUGGAUUACGGCUGGCUCAAAUGCAUCUGGAUGCCCUGAAUUUGGCAACAGAAAAAAUUACACAAACAUUACUUCAUAUCAACUUCCUGGCGCCUUUAUUUAUGGUUCUGCUCUGGGUAAAACCAAUCACCAAAGACUACAUUAUGAACCCACCACUGGGUAAAGAAAGUAUCCCUUUAAUGACAGAAGCCACAUUUGAUACUCUGCGACUCUGGUUAAUAAUCCUGCUGUGUGCUUUGCGGUUGGCCAUGAUGCGUAGUCACCUGCAAGCUUAUUUAAAUUUAGCCCAAAAAUGUGUGGAUCAGAUGAAGAAAGAAGCAGGGCGAAUAAGUACGGUUGAGCUACAGAAAAUGGUGGCUCGAGUCUUUUAUUAUCUUUGUGUCAUUGCACUGCAGUAUGUGGCGCCUCUGGUAAUGCUGCUUCACACAACUCUGCUUUUGAAAACACUAGGUAAUCAUUCCUGGGGUAUUUAUCCAGAAUCUAUCUCUACCUUACCAGCGGAUAAUAGUCUACUUUCCAAUUCUGUUUACUCUGAAUUGCCAUCAGCUGAAGGGAAGAUGAAGGUAACUGUUACGCAAAUAACAGUGGCACUGAGCAGCUUAAAAAAUAUUUUUACUCCUCUUCUUUUUCGAGGACUUCUGUCUUUUCUGACCUGGUGGAUUGCUGCUUGCCUCUUUUCUACAAGCCUUUUUGGGCUUUUCUAUCACCAGUAUCUGACUGUGGCAUGAAUCUCAGUUAACAAAAAAGCAUAUCCAAAUCACACUUUAAAUUCAAAUAUUUGUGCCCUUAAAGGGCUGAUGAAAACCAGAAGAAAGCAAAUAUAAUGGGAAAAAAAAAAAAAAACAUAUCAGAAUGUCUUGUAUUAAAUGUUUCCUCUGUAUUCUCAGGGUGAAUUAAUGUUGUAAUAUUUAAAAUUACAAAAUAGAUUGUUAACUGUUACACUGUGGCAUUGGAAUUUUAACUCUUUGUAUUUACUGGUAGGAGAGGGCUAUCUACAAGGGUAAUAUUUCUGAUUACCCUGGUUUACAGAAACCUCCAGCUGUCUUUGAAACAUCUCACAUGACUCUAGUUACUGAUUGCUUUUAAUGGUAUUAUGGUACUGUUGAUAGUCAUAGUGGCUGCCUAUAGAACAAUCUUCAAACUGAGCCAUGCUUUAGGGGAGGGAAAGGGGCUAAAGUCUCUUCUGUUGGUAAUAUAUUAGUUACUCUUGAAACAAUAAAAUCCAACAGAAAGGAAGAGAUAGCUACUGUAUAUUACAGUAAAGAAAGCUGCAUAGUUAUUUUAAAUUUAAUGGAGAUGAAUAUGGUUAAAAUAUAUAACUACUGCUGCUUGAGAAUAGCAAGAGUAUUGUUUUAAAACAUAUUCUACCCAACUUGAGAGUUCUUUUAAAAUGACUGGCCAUAUGAACAUUUGUAAUCUUGCCAUUAGGCUUGGACCUGCCAUAUUUUAUUUUAUUCUACGAUCCUAAAUAGUUCCUUUUAAUAGGCUAAAAAUAUUUAUCAAUACUGAUCAGACUUUAAAGAAAUUACUUUGUAAACCUGCUGACUACCUGUAUGUAUUGUAUAUAUAUUAUAUAUUAAAUAUAUAAUAUAUUGAGAUUAUAAAAGAUGAAAAUAUUGAAUCCUUAUAAUAUUUUAAGUUGCAGAAUGUAUGUUAAAAAGUGACUUGAAUGAGAUGUAUUUGUAUCUAGAAAUUUUAUUUCUUUUUGGAAUGAGAUUAAAAUACAUUUUGAAAGUUCA
This is a messenger RNA of Chlorocebus sabaeus (green monkey), 2656 nucleotides long. RefSeq names its product transmembrane protein 161B (gene TMEM161B). The record is from RefSeq and is a predicted model, not a curated record. Lineage: Eukaryota; Metazoa; Chordata; Mammalia; Primates; Cercopithecidae.